Molecule: messenger RNA, 573 nt
Organism: Eutrema salsugineum
Lineage: Eukaryota; Viridiplantae; Streptophyta; Magnoliopsida; Brassicales; Brassicaceae
Exons: 1
Coding region: 1-573 (190 amino acids)
Molecular function (GO): zinc ion binding; nucleic acid binding
Source: RefSeq, a predicted model, not a curated record
AUGCUAGAGAAAACAUUCUCUACUUUUGGCACUCCCAAUGUUGUUCUCCAACAACAAUACCGUGCCAUGAAUCAUAGCACCUAUGAGGAUUUGAUAUCUUGCUUACUGCUUGCUGAGAAGAACAAUCAGCUUCUGUUGAGGAACAGUGCCAUGCGGCCUCCAGGAUCAGCCCCAUUGCCAGAAGGAACCAGAAAAGAGUCCAACUUCGUCCAACGUAACAGAUCCUCAGAUCGUGGACGUGGACGUGGAAAUGGACAUGGACUGCGCGGCAGAGGACGCGGUAGACCGAACCAAGAUAACCGACCUAACCUCAGUUUUGGUCGGGGUAAGGGUCGUGGUAUCAACAAACCGACCCAAAGAGGCAGUUCAUCUAGACCAACUCCUUGCUCAAGAUGCGGAAUGACUAAUCAUUGGGUCAAGAACUGCCGUACUCCCAAAUAUCUUGCUGAGCUCUACCAGAAGUAUGGGAAAGAUAAUCAUGAGGCUAACCUGGUUCAUCAAGUCAAUGAAGAUGACUCAAAGGAUGAUAAGAUUGAUGGCAUGGAUUAUGAGCUCUCCGACCUUCUUGAUUGA